AUGCAUAUUCCCGUAGAGCCGCCCACCACCAGACGGUUCACGCCGCCCUCCACGUCCUUCACCUGUAGUAAACUCGUUGACGGCAACGGGGCCAUGGCCACCCCGGGGCCGCUCAGGGCGAGACCCGACACCAGGAAUGUGGUGGACGUCCUUGCGGACCACGCCGGCGAGCUGGUCCGGACUGACAGCCCCAACUUUCUUUGCUCAGUCCUGCCGUCUCACUGGAGGUGCAACAAGACUCUGCCCGUGGCUUUCAAGGUUGUGGCUCUCGGUGAUGUCCCUGACGGCACUCUGGUCACCGUCAUGGCUGGGAACGACGAGAACUACUCGGCCGAGCUGAGGAACGCCUCCGCCGUAAUGAAGAAUCAAGUGGCCCGCUUCAAUGACCUGCGCUUCGUUGGGAGAAGCGGACGAGGAAAAAGCUUCACUCUGACCAUCACUGUUUUCACCGGACCGCCUCAAGUGGCCACUUACCACCGAGCCAUCAAGGUCACUGUAGAUGGGCCACGUGAACCACGCAGGCACAGAGUGAAAAUGGAAGACUCCCAGAAGCAAUUUUCAGACAGGCUGUCAGAGAUCGAGCGCUACCAGCGAAGCAUGCGGAUAGGUCCAGUCAACAAUAAUCCUCGGCCACUUCCACAAAGCCACCUCAGUACCACACCAGCUCUGUGGCAAGAUCAGAUGGACCCUCCUUCUCUGAAGACAUGCAAGGUGGAAGAGGACCUCAGACCAUGGCCAGGGACAACUGAUCUAUUCCAACAGAGGACCACCUUCCCAUCUCCACUGACUGAUCCACGCUUCUCAGACCCCCGCAUACAUUACCCAGGAGCCUUCCCUUACUCCACCAACACUUCCAGCACCGGCAUCAGCGGCCUUAGCAUGUCGGCUCCAACUAGAUACCACACCUACCUGCCGCCUCCCUACUCAAACAACCAGAGCCAGAACUUCCAAUCCAACUCCUACUUGUAUUACGGCACAGGAUCUGGGUCCUACCAGUUCUCCAUGGUGGCAAACGCCGGGGGCGAGCGCUCCCCCACCCGUCUCCUCUCCUGCUCGGGGGCCUCGGGCACCGGUGGCACAAACAGUCUGAUGAACCCUGGCCUGAACGCCCAGAGCGAGGGCGUCGAGGCUGAUGGCAGUCACAGCAAUUCCCCCACAGCCAUGAGCGCCUCGGGCCGCCUCGAUGAAUCCGUCUGGAGACCUUACUGA
Molecule: messenger RNA, 1209 nt
Organism: Nerophis lumbriciformis (worm pipefish)
Lineage: Eukaryota; Metazoa; Chordata; Actinopteri; Syngnathiformes; Syngnathidae
Source: RefSeq, a predicted model, not a curated record